AUGAACUCACAUGAAUAACAAUUUAUAAACGACGAUGUAGUCUUGUCUUCUGAUGAGGAGGAACAGCUCUCGAUGAUUAUUGAACAUGAUCCCACAGGUCGAUUCUCAAAAGUACUUAUGAACCCCCUUAUAGUUUAGUAUAACGAAGAGAUAGGCAAGGGAGCUUACAAAAAUGUAUAUAGAGGUUAUGAUAACGAAAGUGGAUGCGAGGUCGCAUGGAAUGUCUUCUAGUUAACGAAUGUCUCGGAAAGUAUGAAUUGAAAAUAAUAAGAUGAGAGAAGAAGAGCCAAAUAAGAAAUUGCAAUUUUGAAAAGUCUGCAACACUAAAAUAUCAUUCGUUUCAUACAUUCUUGGCAAAGCAAGUCAAAGAAGGAAAUUGUUUUUAUCACUGAAAUCGUGAAUGGAGGUUCCUUGAAAAGGUAAUCUUAUAAUAAAAUUAUAUAGUUACAUAAGAAGAAUAAAAAGACCCAAAUUGAAAGUAAUACGCUAUUGGUGCAAGCAGAUUUUGGAAGGAAUUGAAUUCAUGCACUCCCAAAAUAUCAUCCACAGAGAUUUGAAAUGCGAAAACAUUUUCAUCGACACCAACAACAAUGAAUUAAAAAUUGGGGAUCUGGGAUUGUCUAUUUAGUAAAUACACUUUAUUAAAUAAGAGAAUGUCAUCUCAGAAUACAAGUUCCGUCUUAGGCACCCCAGAAUUCAUGGCCCCGGAAAUAUACCAAGGUAAUUAUAAUACCAAGGUGGAUAUCUAUGCAUUUGGAUUGUGCGUUCUAGAAAUGGUAACUGGCUUGAAGCCCUUUAGUGAAUGCAAAGGAGGCACAGGUUAGAUUAUCAAAAAAGUGAUGGAAUCUUAAAAGCCACAAAGUAUAGAAGCAAUUCUAAACGAAAAAAUCAAAACAAUAAUUUUAGAGUAUAAAUUUAAAUCAAUUGAAGAUGUCUCAACCCUCCAGAUCAGAGACCUACAGCUACUUAAUUAUUGAACCAAUACUUUCAAUCCACCGUUUAAGAUGACGAUAAUCAGCCUGUCUCCAUCAAUGAAUCCCUGCUUGUUCAAAUGACAAACGAUAGCAAAAGUAUACAUUGUCCAAUACUUAGAUUCCUCUGUUUUAAAAUAUAUUCCUUCGAAAAAUGUGAGUGAAUAGAAAGGAACUAACAAUAAAGUUCUGGUUAAUAAUUAGUCCUACAAAGUCAAUUCUAACAAUAUUCUCUAAGAAAUCAAUCCCAAUUCAAUGAAAUAAAGUGGAGUUAAGUUCAACAAACUAAGUAUUGAUACUAAUGAUGAUUAUUCUGUGGAACAGUAAUUUACUAAACAGUAUAGAGAAUAUUAUGUAAGAAUUCAUUUUAUAUUUUGAAGCUAACUUAAAAUGAUGAAACCUUGUAGGAUCUAGAAUAGAGACAAGAGAAGGAACUUUAGUUACUUAGAAAUAUUCAUAAAUAAUAGAAGACAGAACUCUCGAAUAAACUAUCGUUAACCAAUAGAGUUCCUGUCAUUCCUUAAGGAUCAGGGUUUUUAUCUCCAAAAUCGUUUUUUACACUAUUUGAAUAUAACAGCAACGAUUUCCAACAUCAGCAAAUAUCAUAAUAAGCAAUGGUGUAUCCGCUUUAGGUUUUAAGGAGAGCAGAUACGCUUAGUUAAGAUGAAGAUGGGGUUAAAAAAAAUGAAUUUAAAAGUGAUACAAUCAGUACUAAUCAAUCGGUACUCAAUAUAAAAAUAUGUUUAGCAACAAUAAUGUAAAUUUAAUACAGAUGUUGCAUUGUAAUCGAAGUCAUAAAGUAUUCGACCAAUUUUUUAAAGUUGA
Paramecium octaurelia is the source of this 1796-nucleotide messenger RNA. NCBI's taxonomy places the organism in Eukaryota, Ciliophora, Oligohymenophorea, Peniculida, Parameciidae. The record is from the annotation of a GenBank genome assembly.